This is a messenger RNA of Mizuhopecten yessoensis (Yesso scallop), 1993 nucleotides long. Its product is annotated as protein FRG1-like. The coding region runs from base 31 to 825 and encodes 264 amino acids. The transcript has 8 exons. Lineage: Eukaryota; Metazoa; Mollusca; Bivalvia; Pectinida; Pectinidae. Gene Ontology annotation, molecular function: actin filament binding. Gene Ontology annotation, cellular component: striated muscle dense body; nucleolus; catalytic step 2 spliceosome. The record is from RefSeq and is a predicted model, not a curated record.
AUGUUUACUUCCGUUACAAAAUAAACGAGGAUGGCUGACUCGUAUGCAUUCGUAAAAGCUGGAAAAUUGAAGCUUAAAGGACACAAAGACAAAAAGCAUAAAAAACACAGAAAAAGAAAGCAUGAUGAUGAAGAUGCAGCAGGGAGCUCAAAUCCCAAAGACACAUCAGAUUUGGCAGAUCAUGGAGGUUGGUGGAAGGGACAAAAAUUAGAUGACAUUAGCGGAAUGGUUGUCGUGGAGAUGAGAGAACAGCGCUACAUCUGUCCACAAGACAAUGGCAGUCUGAAACUUGGCAAUCAGCAUCUACCAGGUGAUGUACCCGACCCUGAAGAAGUAUUCACAGCCAUCAAGAUAAACGAGACAAAAAUUGCCAUCAAGUCUGGCUACGGCAAAUACCUGAGCAUUGAUACUGACGGCUCGGUGAUAGGAAAGUCUGAUGCCAUUGGUUCCCGGGAACAAUGGGAACCUGUUUUCCAAGAGGGAAAGAUGGCCCUCAACGGCUGUAACGGAAGGUUUAUGUCCUGUACCUCUGAUGACAAGAUCAUGUGUGCAAGCUCUAAGGCAGGGCCCGAGGAGAUGAUACAAAUACGCAUGAGUGUGAAAGAUGAGGUUGACCCACUAGCUCACAUACCUGUAGAGGAGAGAGGCAAACUGAAAGAUGCUGAAAUCAACUAUGUAAAAAAAUUUCAAAGUUUCCAGGAUAGGAGAUUAAAAAUAAGUGCAGAGGAUCUUUCCAAUCUGAAGAAAGCAAAGACAACUGGUACCCUUCACGAGUGUAUGCUAGACAGACGAGAAAAGCUGAAAGCAGACCGUUACUGUAAAUAACAUCACCACUAGAAUUCAAAUCCAGAAAUGACGAUGGAAGUAAAUCAUGGAAGGGUUACCUCUCUUCUGCUUCCAAUUAACUUAAGUCAUGUAUCUGCAUGACAAGGAUGACAAGACAGAAGCAACAUUACGUAACCAGUGGAUUCCUCCGUCAUUAUGCCAUGUGAUGUGGAAAGAUGGCAGGAAAGUGACUGUACAGGACCGUAAGACUGGAAGGUACAUUGCCUCAGGAUUGGUGCCUUUUUAGUGUAGCGGAGCUGCCAUAUACUGCUGGCAAAAACUGUAGAUAUCAUGUUUAUAAAAGCUGUCAGUGAAGGGUAUAUAUCCCUUGUUGUAAAGGUGUCAGAAUAAAAUGGUGAGCGAGUUUGUGAUUGAAUCAAGACAUGGGUUUGGUAGUUAUAACUUUUUAUAUACUUAUCUUGAUGACAGUAAUAGUGGUUUGGAGUUGUCCUUAGUUCAUUUAUGUGUUGAGGGCUCAACCCAUACAUGUAGACUACCCCUCUUUGAGAGGUCCUGUCCAUCUGGAUCCCAUAUAUGUGCUUUAUUUAACAAAAUAUGUAUGUAAAUUUACGAAUACUUCAAUAAUUUUCGAAGUGUGGAAAUGCGUGCCUUUUUUCGUGUCAAGUAAAUUGGCUUGAAAAUAUCCACAGGCAAAUAUUUGUUAAUAAAUUAAAUAAAUUAUUAAUAUGAUAGAUUAUAUAGAUUUCUGAACCAUUACAAUAACUAAAAUUUCCACACUGCAAUCAGUUUAAAAGUCAUAAUGUGAACACUUCCACACGCGGUAAAAUUCUGAUUUCUCAGCACAAUAAAGCAAAUUCCAUGGUAUUAGAAAUAAACAGGAUCUGUUGUUUCCAUUACCAUGAUCUUAUGAAGCGACGAAUGUGGUGUCCAUUUGAAGGGGACCAAAAAUGAUAAAAAUAAAGAAAAAUGUUUCGGAGAGAUUGCAAACAAACCUGUUUUAAUAUGAACUUGAUUACAAGCUACGCAACAGCAAUAAUCUUCCUGUUUCAAAUGAUGAGUGCAUUGGUUUAUAUUUGAUAUCCAUGAGCUAAAACGUGGAUCAAGGUUUUUCAUUUCAACAAAGUUUAAAGCCCUUCAUUCCAUCAUGCUUAAAACAUAAUAUUAUGAUCAAGGCCUUUAUACUGAAUAAAACUCUGUCAUCUCCAUA